Messenger RNA from Physella acuta, 427 nucleotides. RefSeq names its product multiple epidermal growth factor-like domains protein 6. Gene Ontology annotation, molecular function: protein binding. Lineage: Eukaryota; Metazoa; Mollusca; Gastropoda; Physidae. The record is from RefSeq and is a predicted model, not a curated record.
CCAGGACGUGACCAUGGUACUCAUCAGACAACCCUGCGUCCAGGCGUUUACUAGACUGGUCAAGGUGUGGAAGCCAGACUGUGGCUACACCAGGAACUGGUGUGUGGGAUACGAGAGAAGGACCCAGUACUACACGACGUACAAGGAGCGUUACGAGCCGACCCAGGUCACCAGGUACAAGUGCUGCAGUGGCUGGCAGAUGGACACACAGGGCACCGCCUGCAACAACAGGAUUUGCAGUGAGUCGAUGUGCCACAAUGGCGGCCAGUGUAAUGGCGGAUAUACUUCUUCCUGUUCCUGCCGGCCUGGAUAUCAGGGGGCGAGAUGUCAGUACGGUUUCGUCUCGCCCUUGACAUUGGGACUGUCAGUCUUGUCUCGCGCUGGGUGGGGACCCCCUGAUAAACAAACAAGCAGCGCCACCUUCUAA